AGAUUUUUAUCGAUAUUUUUCAGAAAAUAUUUCGAUAUUUUGAUAUAUUGAUAGUUUUUGCCCAAUCCUACCUAGUAUCGAAUACAAAAAUAUUGUUCGAUUUUGUGCAUCAAAGAGUACAUAUAUAUACAUACUCUAAUCUGAUAAAUAUUAUUUUAUUGCUGUUAUCAAAGUGAUUGAUUAUUUAAGGUUCAGUUAAAUCAUGAGUUGUUGUGUAAUUUUUUACGAGAUUUAAUUAUAAUUUUAAUAAAUAACUAGUUUGAUACUGCCAAUAGAUAAUUCUCUGUUUUUAAGGUUAGGGAGGGAACAAAGUUCGCUAUGUCGGCAAUAAGGCGAAAUGUAAACUUUAAACUCUUUACUAUUCUCUCACAUAACCGUAAUCCACAAAUUAGUUUGCGGAGAAACUUGAACCUUCAGGAGUACCACAGUAAAGAUCUCUUACGAAAAUAUAAUGUUACUAUUCAGGACUUUCGUGUUUUAGACACAAGUUUGGAUACAAAAUCUCUUUCAGAUUUAAAAGCAAAUGAAUACGUAGUGAAAGCCCAAAUUCUAGCUGGGGGCAGAGGUAAAGGUCAUUUCGAUAAUGGAUUCAAAGGAGGCGUACACCUUACCAAGGAUACCAAUGAAAUAGUAAAAUUGGCAAAGAAUAUGAUUGGCCAUAAACUGAUAACCAAACAGACACCAAAGGAAGGUGUUCAAGUCGAUAAAGUAAUGGUGGCAGAAAGUGUUAACAUAAAGAGAGAGACUUAUUUCAGUAUUGUAAUGGAAAGGAGUUACAAUGGUGCUGCUCUAGUAGCAUCACCGGCUGGAGGCAUGGACAUUGAAACUGUUGCUGAAGAGACACCACAUCUGUUGAAGAUUGUUCCCAUUGAUAUUUUUGAGGGUGUUUCUGAUAAAACUGCUGAUGAAAUAGCUGAGUUCUUAGAGUUUAAAGGUGAAUUGAGGAAAAAAUGUGCUGAAGAGAUUAAAAAACUUUGGAAAUUAUUCUUAAAGGUAGAUGCAACGCAGCUGGAAAUAAACCCUUUGGUAGAGACAGAUGAUGGAAGAGUUGUAGCAGUUGAUGCUAAAAUCAAUUUUGAUGAUAAUGCAGAAUUCAGACAAGCAGACAUUUUUGCCUUGGAUGAUGUCACUGAAACUGACCCACGUGAGAGAGAAGCAGCAUCUCAGAACCUAGUGUACAUUGAUAUGGAUGGCAGUAUAGGAUGUAUGGCAAAUGGAGCUGGUCUUGGUAUGGCCACUUUAGACUUGGUCAACUUAAAUGGUGGAAAGCCAGCAAAUUUCUUAGAUCUAGGAGGUGGAGUUGGCCCUUCCCAAGUUGCAACUGCAUUGAAAAUUUUAGAAUCUGAUCCAAAAGUCAAAUCUAUUUUCAUUAAUGUAUUUGGUGGUAUUGUCAAUUGUGCUACUAUUGCAAGUGGGAUAGUAACAGCUUUCAAACAAAAUCCCCCAAAGCUCCCUAUAGUUCUACGACUCGAGGGAACAAAUGCAGCAGCAGCGAGAAAAAUUCUAGAGCAAUCUGGUGCUCCUGUUAAAUUAAUGGAUAAUGUUGAUGAGGCAGCUAAAACAGCUGUAAAAUUAGCUGGAAAUUAGAUUUAUAGUAGAGAUACAUGCUAUAGACUUCAUUAUGUUGACUUUGUCUGUUUUAUUUUUGACUUAAACUCAAUGUAUAGGAUGAAUAUUAACAUAUUUUCGACCUGUCUAUGUACAUAUUAUGAUAUAUUGAUAGUGAUUAUCAAAUAUGCAAUAUUUUGU
This is a messenger RNA of Diatraea saccharalis (sugarcane borer), 1749 nucleotides long. Lineage: Eukaryota; Metazoa; Arthropoda; Insecta; Lepidoptera; Crambidae. The record is from the annotation of a GenBank genome assembly.